Messenger RNA from Saprolegnia parasitica CBS 223.65, 541 nucleotides. RefSeq lists its product as hypothetical. The transcript has a single exon. The coding region runs from base 1 to 474 and encodes 157 amino acids. The record is from RefSeq and is a predicted model, not a curated record. NCBI's taxonomy places the organism in Eukaryota, Oomycota, Saprolegniomycetes, Saprolegniales, Saprolegniaceae.
AUGCUGCGCGCCCCGAUCCAGACGACGAACUCGACGACCAAUACGUGGCUGCACCGGAAGCUUCAUGCCAUGUCGACCGUGCUAGCAGCUGCGCUCCAGCCCAAGCCGCAUGCGCUAACCCACGCAAAGAAGCUUCCGUACGUCGCCCCUGGCCGGUUCCUCGGCGCUGCGUUCGACGAGUUUGAUCUACCGAGCCCCGACAGCGCCUACACCACCGAUGAUGAAGACGACGACGAUGAGAUUCUGCUGUGGGAAGCACCACGACCGUCGAAACGCGAAGACAAGCCCGUCGACUACCGCUGGAUGUACGCAGCUGUCGAGAACGAGCUCAGCCAGAGCACGCGAGCCGUCGUGUACCCCGAAGCCUUCCUCGAACGACGCGCCUCCCAUGUCGACGAGCCCACAGCUAGCAACGCGUCCGUGCAAAGCCUCGUACCCUCCGACGGACACGCCCUGGACGACGUCCAACUUUAAGAUUCACCGCGAUCGCAUGUGUCGAUCCGUACUAUUCUACCACUUUAAAUUAAUACUCUGCGUGCUU